AUGAGUCAGAUUCUGGAGCGAGAGGGCGAUCUGUUUGACGCGCCUGAAAACGCGGCAUUGAUUCGAGCAUACCGCAUAUACCGCAGUCAUUGCCAGAAAUAUCUCUUGGAGCAGAAAAAGGGAGGAGAAAAGCCAUCUGACGCUACAAGACAGGACUCCAAGAUACAAGGAACGGCGUUGCUCAUCCCGCCUCAGCCUGAAGACUAUGGUCCCUUCGAGGCGGCUGUUGAACCGCCGGGGAAGAGGCAGCGGGUGAGCAGGGGCGGGCAGCCACCACGCUCGAGGCCCCAGCCGGCGGGAAAGAAGCAUUGGAUAGUCUGUUUAUUUACGUCCUGGCAUUUCUCCGCAAAGUUGAAGAGUGCGCCGGAUGAGAUUAUCGAGAAUACGAGGCUGGCUCUGGGGGAUCUGAAGAGGCAGUUGGAUGAGAUGCAGUGCUUGAAGACCGGCGAAGAUGAAGCUGCGUCUGUUGAUGUAAGAAAGCCUUUGGUGCUCUGGUCUUGCCGGAUCAACGCCGGGUUAUUUGGCGUGCCGUGGCAGAGGACGAGGCUGGUGCUGGAACGGUCAGGGCUGGAGGUUACAGUGGUGCGUCCAACGGGCGAGUCUCUGUGA
This is a messenger RNA of Uncinocarpus reesii 1704, 609 nucleotides long. RefSeq lists its product as uncharacterized. The coding region runs from base 1 to 609 and encodes 202 amino acids. The transcript is spliced from 2 exons. Lineage: Eukaryota; Fungi; Ascomycota; Eurotiomycetes; Onygenales; Onygenaceae. The record is from RefSeq and is a predicted model, not a curated record.